CUCCUCGCGUGCGUCGAGAGCUGUUGAGGAGUUGAAGUUCAAUCCUCACUGAAAGCCUGAACGUGAUACGUGUGCGGUGCGGUGGUUUAGUGUUUUUGAUACGGUCCGGUCGAUGUGUGCCCCUCUCCGGGGUCUAGAGAAAGCGAGAGAGUGCGCGAAGCUGCUGCGUGUUGUUGAGGAACAAGCCCGAUCGGUCUCGGUCUGUAGGUCAUCGCCGGUCGUCUCGCGACAAGUUUCGCGCACAGCAGUACACCUUGGCUGGAUGUAAACUUCCGUUGUAGCUGUUCUUUUCGUGUUGUUGUUAUUGUUAGUGCAUGUCCCGGAGCUCUGCGUGGAGUGCAUUUCCGUUCCGGUCGGCAUUGUCGUAGCCUUCGUUCGACGCAGGAUUGUUUUUCUUUUUCGGAGAAGAUAGUGAGUGGUGAAUGAUCCCCCGACAGAGAUGAAUGGUACUUGUUGUCUCAUUACUGCUGUUACACUACACAUCAGAGAGUUGAAGAGUGUUGUAUUGUGAAAUAAGAUAAGAGUUCCCAUCGUAUCGCUGUUGAGCUAAAGAGCAGCAUGAUGGUGCAAUGGCUUCUCGUUAACCUGUGCCACCGUCGGCCACUGUAGAAGGUCACCGGAGUUCAAGUGGAUGAGAUGUGAAUAAAAUGUGCCACUCGUCGUGAUGAGAUGUGUACGAUGCAACGGGGCUCGUUAGUCAAUGUGUGAAAAGUGUGCCGUUGCAGGCGGUGAUGGUUUUUUGAGUUCAUGUAAGCUCUGGAAAAGGAAAGAAUUAAUUCCCCCUGUAUAGUGGCGGUGCGUGCGUUUGAAACGGGGAAGAAGCAGAUGAAGAGGAAUAUACACAUGCUACGGCGAUGAAACCCGGCAUUAUGUGAGAUUACAUGGUGCAUGGAGGAGCUGCUACAUGGGAGUGAAAGUGGGGGUGGGCGGAAUUCGCACAAGUGUUGUGGUAUCAUCAAGAGUUAGUCAUAGUAGGAUAACCGUAAAGUGCAAGAUUUCGUUGCGGUUUUUAUGUUAUUUUCUUUGCUCGGCUUAAGCAGACGUGGAAUUGGUUGGAGAAGAAACUUGGAAGAAGCAGAAGCGGUUUCGUACCGGAAGUUGGUUUCCGAUCGUGGGAAUCAUAUUGGGAGAUAGGAGCGAUACACAAUGAAGAAAAAGGACAAAAUUACUGUGAUGGAUAUCGUGCUUCUGUGGGCACUGAAGGCGGUAAAACAGUUCAUAGACCUGAUAAACAGUUCCAGCAAUGACCCGAACCGGAAGGCGGUCACACCGGCGAUCGCAACCAAAUUCCUGCUGGCACGCAAAUUCGACAUUUCCCGAGCGGUGGCCCUGUACGAACAGCACGAGCUGAUCCGGCAGCGGGAGGGUCUGUACGGAUUUGACCCGAUGGCCGAUCCCUUAAGAACCGAACUGGAGACGGGGAAAUUUACUAUGCUGCCCGGACGGGAUGCCAGCGGUGCCGCGAUCGCUCUAUUCACUGCCAACCUGCACUACCCGAUGACGGUCACACACAAAACCACCCUGCAAGGGGUCGUGUACCAGCUGGACGUUGCCCUGCAGAGUGCCGAAACGCAAAAGGCCGGCCUGGUGUUCAUCUACGACAUGAGCACCUCCAAAUACUCCAACUUCGAUUACGACCUGUCGCAGAAAAUACUCACACUGCUAAAGGGUGGCUAUCCGGCGAGGCUGAAGAAAGUACUGAUCGUGACUGCCCCGCUAUGGUUUAAGGCCCCGUUCAAGAUCCUUCGGUUGUUCGUGCGGGAAAAACUACGGGAGCGGGUGUUUACCGUGUCGAUACCACAGCUGAGCUUGCAUGUGCCCCGGGACUCGCUGCCAGUGCGGUUAGGCGGAACGCUGGACAUCGAUCAUUCCUCAUGGUUGCUCCAUUGCUACAAAUCGAUGACGAAUCGUGAGGACGAAAUAAUCACUGGACAACAACAGCAGACCAACAGUGCAUCGCAAACCGGCAGUACUAUGGGAAGUGGUGCAACGGCAACAGUUACCACGGCUAUCCUGGAUCCACACCUGGCCGGCGCUGCUGCCAUGGCGACGGCAACCGGUACAACCGAUCUCUCCGAGUACGUCUCCGGUCAUCACCGGACGCCAAGCAGUAGCAUUGAUCACAUCGGGGUCGAGGACAUUUCGGACCUGGCGGCGGCCGCUGCCCAUCAUGUGCAUCACAGUCACCACCACCAUCAUCACAACACCAGCAACAGUGAACUGUGGAGCGAAAAUCCACCCAGUAGCGCGUCGUCCGGCUUCAGCGACGACGACAGCCUGGCCGGUGCCGAAGGUGAUCCAAAGACAAUAGAGCAAAUUGUACAAAUGGUGCGGGAACGGGGCAAACAGGGCCUGAUACGGGAGUAUGCGGAAAUCAAGGCCCGAGCUCCGGACGGAACGUUUACGCAUGCAAAACUAAGAAACAACCUAGCGAAAAACCGGUACACUGACGUGCUCUGCUACGACCACAGCCGGGUGAUCCUUUCGCAGGAAGCGGACGACCCGACAUCGGAUUAUAUCAAUGCCAACUUUGUCGAUGGGUACAAGCAGAAGAAUGCGUACAUCUCGACGCAAGGACCCCUCCCGAAGACGUCCUACGAUUUCUGGCGGAUGGUGUGGGAGCAGCACUGUCUGGUGAUAGUAAUGACAACACGGGUUAUGGAACGGGGCCGAGUGAAAUGUGGCCAGUACUGGGAACCGGCCGAUGGUAGCGUGGUGGAGUACGGAUGCUACCAGGUGCGAACUCUCUCGGUGGAAGCCAACGAGGACUAUACGGUGGCCGAGUUGGAACUGAAGAAUAUUAAGACUGAUGAAGUGCGCUGUGUGUCCCAUUGGCAGUUUACCAGCUGGCCCGACUAUGGGGUACCAGCAUCGGCUCGUGCUAUGUUGAACUUCUUGCAGCGUGCCCGCGAGAAGCAAGCCGAAAUGGUAAAGUCGCUCGGUGAUUUGUGGGCUGGUCAUCCGCGAGGGCCUCCAAUUGUGGUACACUGUAGCGCCGGAAUCGGCCGGACGGGGACGUUCAUAACGUUGGACAUUUGCAUAUCGCGGCUGGAGGAUGUUGGAACGGCCGAUAUCAAGGGAACGGUGGAGAAAAUCCGUUCGCAGCGAGCGUACUCGAUUCAGAUGCCGGAUCAAUACGUAUUUUGCCAUCUGGCGCUGAUCGAGUACGCCCUGUCCCGCUCGAUGCUGCAGUCGGCGGACUUGUCCGGGUUCGACGACCGGGAUGAAGACUCCGAUUAGGGUGUGAGCACGUGGUGUAUAGGCUAUGUGAGGUUUUUGUUUCAAUUAUUAUCUUUUUUGUGUAGACUUUAAUUAGAAGGAUGUGCGAGAUACAUAUUGUGUAAGCAAGAAAGGAUAUGUGCGUCUGGAGAAUACAUAUUUUAAAAUCUUUAGAUAAAAGAUAGUGAGAGAUGGAAAAUAUUUUAAACUCUAUAUAGAAACAUUGUUUAGAAGUUACAAAUCUGAAACAAGAAUCAAACUAUCCUAUUUUUCGUUUUCAGUGUUUCCAAAUCCGUUUAUUUAAAUGCCAACCUGCAGCAAUACUGCUAACAAAUAUUUAGUCUGUUUUUUGCUAUUCCCCUCUACCUAUACCUACCUUAUACAAACAGUGGUAUCGCACCCCAAUAUCCUCCUACAGUUUGGCGAAUGCGAUCCACUACGGUUUGCUACCAUAUUCUCUCGAUUUUUCCGCAGAGAGGUUGUACAUAUUAUUCGAUUAGCUAACACUUUACCGAUUCUAUUACUCAUAGGACGAACAUAAAAAUCAGAAACAAUUAUAUAUGAAUCCUUUUAUUAUAGUCCGUAAGACCGUACUUCGCUUGAUCCCGUUUCAAUGGUUUUUCAUUUGGUGUUGUGAAUAAACGGGCACGACGCUUGGCUCGACGCAUUACAAACUAGGCAGAUAAACAACCAUGCGUCUCCACUGCUGAAUUUUGAGUCGGUCUGCAACGCAUGGUGUUUAAUACGAAUAGAACAUUUUCAAUUUCACCCAUGUUUUUUUUUGCCACGCGGAUGUGUCUGUUAUUCCAGGAAACACCUGUCCUCAUUUCAGUUAUUGCACUUCAGAAAUAAACAAUAAGAUUUCAUCUUCAGUAGUAGUUCAUCCGCAUAUAAGCACAUUGUGAAACCGACGAGUCAUAGGAAAUUUCAACAGAAAAAAAUUGUGCUAGGAAGGAUAAAAAAAAAACAGAAAAUUGUUAAGAAAGAAGGAACACGGAUUACUAUUCUCGCUUGAAUGAAACGCUAUAUAUUUUGCAAAAGAAAAGAAACAAAAACUAACCGAAACAGUCCAGUGAAAUGUGAGUAAAGGAUAACAGAAAUCAGAACAUAGGAAGGAUCAUUUAUUUUGUCUAUUUAUUUUUACUAGAAACUUAGUAGCUCCGAAUCAGAUCUGGUUGAUAGUGAAACUAAGGAAACAGAAACAACAAUAAUUGACUCAACCAUUUCGAACCGAUUCAGAUAUCGAGAUGUUAUUCAUUACCUAGUAAUAAGGGAAAUAACAGUAGAACAUCGGUAGUGGAGAUAAUCUUGGAUGAAGCAGCCGCAGCUGAUCAGUGUCUGCACCGAAAACGGAAGGAGAAAGUACUUUUACCAUCCUUUUACAAUACAAACAAUUUAAACAUAUUUCAAAUACAACAAGAAAAUAUUUAAAAAAUAACGAUGCAAGCGGAUAAUUUUUAGUGAAAUUGUAAAACCUUAACAAGGAUCAAAAACCAAGUAACUGAUAUUAUGGAAAAGAAGUGUAAUCUAUAUUAAUUGAAUGGCAAAUGAAGAAAUAAUAAUAAAAAAAAAACCCAAACGUACAUAAACAAUAAAACAAAAUAAGGCAUUGCCAUGUGCAAACAGAAAACGUUAUCUUUUCAUCAGCGGCAAUGCAAGUCAUAUAAACAUUAAAAAAAAAAUCACCGAGCAUUAAGAAGAUUAAAAACAAACGUAGUCGUUUUUUCACCAGACUCAGAAAUCAAUAUCCACUGUGACUCAAAAUGUGACACAUUACGCAUCCACAUACUCACGCAAACACAAGUCCAACACAAAUCGCAUGAUUAAGUGAUCUACAUAAUAUAGUUUAGCUGUUUAUUUAUUGGAUACUGUCGGAUUGUGUGAUGUCAGUGGCGCCGACGUGCGCCUGAUCCUUUUCAAACAUUAGAAAGGAACAAAUGACCAUCGAGUCACGAUCGGGCACAAAUAGAUGAACCUAUGAAUGCGAAUGCUAGUUUGUAGUAGAAAGGCGAGUAUCGAAAGCAAAACCGGAGGAAGAAAGUCAGAACGUCAGAGGUAACACAUUGCUAGAUUUGUUGUCAUAGCGAAAGCAAGAAGGACAAGAAGAACAUAAUAGAACUAAAUAAUGGAAAAAACAAAAACUGUGCGAAAAAUGAAAUAUAAUCUAUUUGAAAAGAUGAA
Molecule: messenger RNA, 5400 nt
Organism: Ochlerotatus camptorhynchus
Lineage: Eukaryota; Metazoa; Arthropoda; Insecta; Diptera; Culicidae
Gene: Ptpmeg2
Product: Protein tyrosine phosphatase Meg2
Exons: 7
Coding region: 1147-3240 (697 amino acids)
Biological process (GO): protein dephosphorylation
Molecular function (GO): protein tyrosine phosphatase activity
Source: RefSeq, a predicted model, not a curated record